Messenger RNA from Anguilla anguilla (European eel), 3121 nucleotides. RefSeq names its product zinc finger CCCH domain-containing protein 10-like. Bases 514 to 2181 code for a protein of 555 amino acids. Gene Ontology annotation, molecular function: metal ion binding. The record is from RefSeq and is a predicted model, not a curated record. NCBI's taxonomy places the organism in Eukaryota, Metazoa, Chordata, Actinopteri, Anguilliformes, Anguillidae. The transcript has 3 exons.
UGUAUCACAUAAUCGUAGCUAGCCAGCCUUACUGCUAAGGAAGUAACGUCACACGCAUUGUCAAACAUGCGACUAAAAUAUAAGGGCAUGUUAACUAGCCAUGUAAAACCAAGGCUACAUAUUUUUUGUAGCUUUACAAUAGAUCUCAAGCGACCAUGCUAGCUUUCUUUGUACUCAUUUUCUUGGCGCCUUGGCCUACCACUUACAAGGCUAUGGUGCCGUGCAGAUUGUUCGUAGCUUCUGAUAGCCUCAUGAAUUUCUCCUGCUAACGCGUCAAUGCUGAACUAAAUUUCACUUAAAGUAAAUGGAGUUUGGCAGCAGUGCGCAUAUUUAAUAUGACACGUGACACCGAGCAUCUGCUAAUAUCAACGUUAAAUGAACUGUGGGUGCCAGGACAGAAGAAGAACAGAAGCACUGCAGAGGAGCACAAGCUGCAUCAUCUUUGUUAACUGAACCAGGCGGACAAAACGCCCCACAUGUCCGCUGUGUGCCCACUGCGCGGGGCCAAGCGCCAUGCCUGAUCGUGACAGUGCCUACCUGUCAGGUAGCAGUGGGGGAGGCAGCGUUGGAGUAGGGGGCGUUGGUGUCGGGGAAGAAGGUGGUGCAGGGGCGGGGCUAGUGGGGGGAGCAGGGGACGGCAGAGGGGGAUCCGGGUCAGGGGGCGGGUCUUGCGGCGGGGGCGGGUCCGGCUCCGGGGCCAUGGGAGGGGGCGCGGCGCUGGGGAAUGGGAGCGGCUUCGGGGGUCUGAGCCUGGACGGCGUCUGCCGGGACUUCCUGCGCAACGUGUGCAAGCGCGGGAAGCGCUGCCGCUUCCGGCACCCGGACUUCAACGAGGUGCCCGACCUGGGCGUGCAGAAGAACGAGUUCAUCUUCUGCCACGACCACCAGAACAAGGAGUGCUCCCGCGUCAACUGCCGCUUCGUCCACGGCUCCAAGGAGGACGAGGACUACUACAAGAAGACCGGGGAGCUCCCCCUCCGGCUGCGGGGCAAGGUGGCGGCCGGCAUGGGCCUGUCGCCCACGGACCUGCCCCUGAGCCGCGGCGAGGUGCCCCUCUGCAGGGACUUCCUGAAGGGCGAGUGCCAGCGCGGGAACAAGUGCAAGUUCCGCCACGUGAGGAAGGACUACGAAUACGAGCCGGUCAGGGUUGGGGUGGGCGGCGGCAUGGGGCAGGGCGGGGGCGGGAUGGCCAGCGUCGGGGGCGGGGGGGUCGGCUGCGGGGGCGUCGGCGGGAGCAUGUCGGGGCUGGUCGGGGGAGGGGGAGGGGGAAACAUGAUGGGGUUGGGGAUGGGGUGCCCGAGUCUGGGGGGCUGCAGGGACCCGGGGAUGAUGGGGGGAGGCGGGGGCGGCGUCGGCGUCGGCUUAGGGGGCUGUCUCUCCAUGGGGCCCCCGGGGCCGCGGCGGUUCGACCGGGGCCCCUGCGGGGUGUACGACCCCCUCUUUGAGGGAGGGCUGUUUGAGGCGGGGCCCCUGGAGGCCCCUGUGGACCACACCACCCUGCAGCUGAAGCGGCGGAGGCUGGAUGGGCUGCGGCUGGCUGACGGUGGGGGCGGGGGCCACUAUGAACUGGGGGUGCAGACCGCCCUCCCGCCCCGCCCCCUGGACUACAGGUUUCUGGAGGAGGAGAACACUCUGCUGAGGAAAAGGGUGGAGGAUCUAAAAAAACAGGUUUCUAACCUCAUCGCCACCAACGAGGUCCUGCUGGAGCAGAACGCCCAGUUCCGGAGCCAGGCCAAGGUCAUGACCCUGUCCUCCACGCCGGCGCCCUCCGAGCAGAGCCUGGUGCCCCCCGUGGGGCCCGUCAGCUCCUACAACCACAGCAUCGCCCAGACCCACACCACGCUGAGCAGUGCGGGCCUGCAGCCCCGCCCCGUCACCCAGCAGGACCUGGUGGCCCCCGCCGGGGCGCCCCCCGCCCCGCCCUCCAACGCGGCCCCGCCCACCGCACCCCCGCCACACCUCAACCCCGAGAUCGCGCCGCUCUCCGCCGCCCUCGCCCAGACCAUCGCCCAGGGCAUGGCGCCGCCCGUCUCCAUGGCGCCCGUGGCCGUCUCCGUGGCUCCCGUGGCCGUGUCCAUGGCCCAGCCCUUGCCGGGCAUCACCAUGAGCCACGCCACCACGCCCAUGGUGUCGUACCCCAUUGCCAGCCAGAGCAUGCGCAUUACCACUCUACCACACUGAGUCACUGGGGACCCAGAGACUACCGGCAGAAACUGGGGUCAUCCUUUCAGGCAGCAACUUAAAGGGGUCUCCAUGUACAUGGUGGUGCACUCUCUGCUCCCCUCCACUGAUACAUGUCUUCUCUUAUUGACCAGAAUAGGAGACCUCAGUGGUACAGUGACUAAGAAAUACCACUGUCCACCACACACACACUAGAGCUGUGGUGGGGGGGUCUGGGGGGUGUAGUGAGGGUGGUGAGGAGAGGUGAAUUAGCGCAGCUCUUGCUGUCUUACAUCUCUGCUCUGGGCAUUAUCACUAAAGAGAGACAUUAUUGCCGCUGUUCACUCCUCACUCUGUAGGCUUGCAAAGUAUUUUCGGGGUACUUUCCCUCAUAACCGCAGACACCAAAGGAUCUGCAAAUGUCCGAUAUGUGAAAUAGAUGUUUGUACAGAGAAUUGUGCUCUAAAGCCUGGAUGCCAGUGGACAGAAAGGAAUUUAAAAGUUUGUUGAAUGUUAUGUUUUUUAAAGGUCCCACCUGUGUAAACAAACUGUAUUUUGCACACAAAAAAAGAACAACAACAAAGCGAAGCAAAUACUGCCUAUCACCUAUCAUUUUGUCCUUCCCCCUUGUAGUCCAUCAUUUAAAAAAGAAAAAGAAAAAAAAAGGUGCUGACCUGUAACAAGGGGAGGGGGGAGUGUGGGGAUGAGGUGAUGUGAUGAGAGCUGGGCAUGUCGCCCCCAGGGUUUGGGACGGUUGUGUAGUUUGGGCUCCAGGACCGGAGCAUAGCGUUUAUACGAGGGCCGUGUGUCCCUCGAGACAAUGCCUUUGCUAUUUUACUUAGUUCAUUUCUUGUGUCUGUAAAAAAUAUUGUUUGAAUUUCAUGAACCUGCAGCUGGAAGACACACUCGUGUGGUCUUGGGGCUUCCUUUAGGGGAUCUCAUUAAAAUAUCAGACACUGUU